This is a messenger RNA of Anarrhichthys ocellatus (wolf-eel), 5088 nucleotides long. It is a transcript of the gene kcnv2a, whose product is annotated as potassium channel, subfamily V, member 2a. Gene Ontology annotation, cellular component: membrane; voltage-gated potassium channel complex. Gene Ontology annotation, biological process: action potential; potassium ion transmembrane transport; protein homooligomerization. The coding region runs from base 2255 to 3886 and encodes 543 amino acids. The record is from RefSeq and is a predicted model, not a curated record. NCBI's taxonomy places the organism in Eukaryota, Metazoa, Chordata, Actinopteri, Perciformes, Anarhichadidae. Gene Ontology annotation, molecular function: voltage-gated potassium channel activity. The transcript is spliced from 9 exons.
UUUUUUUAGGUUGGGUCCAAUGAAGGGAAAUCUGAAUUUGACAGAAUAGUGAUAUUUAUGACAAAAGGUGUUCAACAUGACAAUGCCCUAUAGGUGCAAGAUGUACUCGGAUCCUUAACUCAAUAAAUGGAUCUAAAAAUCCUACUUAAGUAACGGAGUAUUAUCAAAAAGUUCAUAUCAAAAGUAUUUCUUAUGCAAAAAGGGCUGAUGAAUGAUUCGGUAAUACUGAUGCACUUGUGUCGGUAGCUUUUUCUUUCAGUGGUACCAAACCUACGUGUCAGGUCUCAACAGAACUUUAAAUCUGAAGGGUGCCGAGAUGAUUGGAGACGAGAAGGAAACUUAAGUUCUUCUCCACCUCUGUACAUUUUAAAGACUGUUAAAGUUUGGAUAAUUUGAACGAUUAUAAACUAAACCAUCUGAGAAGUUUAACGGAGAUUUCUGCUAACAACUCUUGGAUAUCUGAAACAUGACGAGACUUAACGUUCAGUCUCUGGGCUUGGGAAGAUAUCAAGUUGAGUUAUAAAGAAGUGUGAAUGAGGACGAGUCAAAUUAUCAGUGGAAAAAUUCAAACUGCAAAACAAGCUGCUCCUCAAGGAUCUGUAGCAGGUAGAGCCAGAAAAACAUGCAACAAAAGCCACUGUUGGUUAUCAAACUUGCGUAAUAAUACAGCUGAAAGCUCCUCUGUGCAUCCAAAUCACCAUUCUUGACUCGUCAUAGCCGGAUCACUCAGCCGAGGGACUAACAGGAGGUGUGUUUGACGUCGGUCCAGACUGUGGAACAGUUUUUGUUUUGUUUUUUUAUGGAAGGAGUCCGGCUCCAUGCGUUCAUUAUCCCAGUUUAACUGCAGCAGGGAUUAAUCGCCACCUGCGAGACUGCUUGAGUCAUCAGUGGCACAAAAAACGACAAACGCACACUUGGAUUAAGGCAGAGAUGUCUUAUGUGGCUCUAAGGUUCCCAUAAUGCAUUUUGUCUCUUUUGUGCGCCACGCGGUCUAUUAACCUGCAUUCAACCACAGCCUGCUCGAACGUGGUUAGUUAAUACAACUUGGAUUAUGAACGGAAGCAGAUUCUUUUCCCGUGUCCUGCAGAUUUUGCAUGACCGAAUGCAGUUUAGAGAUUUAAAUUUACAUGACUUGUAACACACAAAUAAAAAUGUAGGCCGAAUUUGUGUUUCGAGAAAUUAAAACUCUCCUGGAAGAGAACCAGAGUGCUUUUAGUCUCAUUUAGAACAUGGGUCAGUGAUGCACUUGAGCCUCUUGUGGCCCAAAUGAGUAUUGCAACAACAAAACCAUUUUACCUGUUUUCAGAUGAAAUGAAGAGUAACGGAAAGAUUAUUCUGGCAAAACCUUUACCUGUUCAGUCAUGAACGGGAGAGAAAACGCGUUCUAAUUUUCCUUUCAGGGCUUCCGUACAAAAAAACCCUAAAUCAUUUAUAAACUGAGCUGUAACAAAUAUCUCCAUGUUUCAAUGAUUUGAAGUGUUGCAACAGCUGUAACCAGUGAGAAGAUGACGAGGAGCCAGCUGCACCAGCUGUUUUCACAAAGUGGAGAUUUAAUUAAAAUGGGUCGCAUCACACGAGCUACUUAACUACGGUUUAAUAACAACCACUGCACAUGAGGUACUUUACAUUUUGCCGGUAAUAUUAACCAGAAUUAACAGCUUUCAGAAUACUUUAUCUAUUAAAAAGUCCUGUAAAAAUGAACGAAUUUCUUUUAUUGUCUAACUGGAAUAUGUCAAAUGUAUAGUACAUUUUGUUAGCAAAUUGUUAGCAUCCUUAGUGCUUGGCUCAAAGCACCAUUCUCACGCAGCGUCACUAGUAUUAUGUAGUAAACUCUUGUUUGUUGUCACUUCUCUGCAAUACAUUGUAUUUGACUUCCACUACACCGCCAAGCCCCGCGAUAACAGAUUUGUAAAGUUAUGAGAUGUUGGAGUAAGUGGGAGGAGAGCGGGAGAUCAAGAGAUGGAUAUAAGAAGAUAAGCUCCCACAUCAUCUGUCAGCUGCAUUAGAGGACAAGUCAUUUCCUACCUUAUUACUGUGUACGCGCGUGUGUGUUGACAUGAUUUCUCUCCGAAUUAGUGUGAACAUGUUUCCCAUCCUUGCAUGCAUGUUUACUCGUUUAUUUGCUACUGUGGAUGUGUGUGUGAUGAUGGUUUUGUGCCCCUGUGCAAGGUACCAGCUGUGUACGUAUGCGAUGGUGUUGAGAGUUGCAGGCAUGUCUCUCCCAGCAGUUGGAUUUUAGUUUCAGGAGGAAACCAUGUUGACCCACCUCAGAACCCGAAGCAGGAGUUUGUUCUCCGGCUACAAGCACGGCAGCCGGACUCAAUCUGUGAAAGAAGCGGACGACUAUCUGGACUUCACCAACACCUUUGUUAAGCCAUGGAACUCCAUGCAGGAUCUGGGCAGAGACAUCUAUGAUCUUUAUGCCGAAUAUGAACACGAGGAGGAGGAGGAGGAGGAGGAGGAUCGACUCCCGGUGUCUCCCACCUACCUGCUGCUCUCUCCGAAAAAACACGUCACUCUCAACAUCAACGUUGGAGGAACGGUGUACUACUUGCCCUACAGGUUAGCGGCCAGGUAUCCGAAGACACGGAUCGGCCAGUUGGCCACGUACACAGACCACAGCAGGAAGUUGGACCUGUGUGACGACUACAUCGUCCAGAGCAAAGAGUUCUUCUUCGACCGGGACCCUAAAAUCUUCCACAACAUCUUCAACUUCUACAGAACCGGAGUGUUGUGCAUUAAAGACGAGCUGUGUCCCCGCAACUUCCUGGAGGAGAUAAACUACUGGGGCGUCAGAAUCAGAAACAGCCAACGCUGCUGCCGUGUCUCCUUUGAAGAGAGGCAGGACGAGCUGAACGAGGAACUGAAGAUACAGAGACAGCUGAUAGCAGAGCUGGAGAUGGAGGAAAACGAGGAGCUAUUUGACGGCUUGGCCUUCGGGCCGACCCGGAGGAGUAUCUGGAACAUGAUGGAGAAGCCGUUCUCCUCGGUCACCGCCAAGCUGAUGGCCGUCGCCUCCUCCAUGUUCGUGCUGGUGUCGCUGGUCACCAUGACGCUCAACACCGUGGAGGAGAUGCAGUACAAGACUGCGUCGGGCCAGCUCAGCGGCAGGUUCUAUGGCGAGUACGUGGAGUCGUUCUGCAUCAGCUUCUUCACCCUGGAGUACCUGCUGCGCCUGGUAUCCACCCCCGACCUCAAGUGUUUCGUACGCAGCGUGCUGAACACCGUCGACAUGGUCGCCAUCCUGCCACACUACCUGCAGAUGCUCCUGGAGUGCUUCGAGGACGAGGACAUGCACCUGCACUCGGGGGACAUUGAGGCUAUGUCGUGUGUUGGAAAGGUUCUGAGGAUCAUGCGUCUGAUGCGGAUCUUCAGGAUCUUGAAGCUGGCCCGUCACUCCACAGGCCUCAGAGCCUUCGGCUUCACCCUGAGACAGUGCUACCAGCAGGUGGGCUGUUUGCUGCUCUUCAUCGGCAUGGGCAUCUUCAUCUUUUCCGCCAUGGUGUACACCGUGGAGCACGACGUCUACAACACCAACUUCACCUCCAUGCCGAAUGCGUGGUGGUGGGCCGCCGUGAGUAUUUCCACAGUGGGCUACGGCGACAUGACCCCCGAGACCAACCUGGGCCGCAUCUUCGCCUUCGCCUGCAUCUCCUUCGGCGUCAUCCUCAACGGCAUGCCCAUCUCCAUCCUCUACAACAAGUUCUCCGACUACUACACCAAGCUCAAGUCCCACGAGUACGCCGCUGUCACCAAGGCCCGCGGCAAGGUGCACUUCAAAAGGAGGGCGGCUAAGAGGUUGGCCGAGUGCUACGAGGAUGCCGCUCAGCCGAGGACGUCCCGCCCGCCUGCAGUGAGCCAGGUUGUAGAUUCUCAAAGUCUGUGAUGAGAUUUGUCUGGAAGGCAGAAGCGAAAAUGACCUGUGACAGUCUGUAGAGGCCAUUUUAACAUGCAGACGCCUGUGGCGGCAGGAGUCAUGGAGGUUUGAACCAAUAACCUGCUGAGAAAUCUCCCACUGUCUGGAUUUCAGUUAAGACGAUUUAAAAUGUCACCCCAUCGGUGGCGGUGUGGAGUAGAUUGAAAAAGAAAAUGUCUUCCCUUUCUUACUUUACUUGCCAAAAUGCUACAUACUAAUCCUUACAUUCUUUUUAAUCUACAUCCAUGCUGAAGCUGUCGGUUGCUCCAUCAUCUCCGACCUCUACUCUUCCUCCGUCCAUUAGUCUCCAAAGCUCACAUGUAAUCCAGGAUUGAAGAGCCAACGCCAAUUGGACUGAAAUCACAAAUUGAAGACCCGACAUCUGGACGAUGGAUAUAAGACCUGUUUAUUUUCCCCAUAUGUCUCUCUCCCUCCAUAAUAAUAAACCUGUCGUCUCUAUCGUGUCAUUAAGCUGUGCAGCUCCCUCCCUCUGUGUAUAAACGUAGCCACUGAGUCAUCGCUUCUGACUAGUGCAGGAAAUGUUUAACACUACUUCCUCAAGCAGAACUGAUAAUACUAAGACAUCAGUGGUUUUUAGCGGUUGCUCUGCUGUAAUAAACAGUAUGCUGUUACUUCCUUGUUAAAAGCUAACUGAAGCUACAUUAUGGAUCAUGAGGUGAUCGACAUGUAGUUAUUUGCAAAGAGUUACAUUAGUACUUGGGAUGCCAGCAAGUGAUUAGCCUAGCUUAGCAUUAAGACUGGAAGCAGGGGGAAACUGCUAGCCAGGCUCUCUCCAAUGGUAGAAAAAGAAGUACAAAAUGUUUAAGUCCAGUUUGAGUCAACUGGAAUGGCAGAGCAAAUGAGAGUAUGCUGACAAUUACUUCAUGGAGUUUAUGUUCAAAUUUUAGUUACGACAUAAAAAUGAUUUAUACUUUGAAUAAUCUUUAAUUUGCUGACACAAUCACUGACUGUGGCAUUGUGUUAAAGGGCCAGUUUACACAAAUUACCACAAGGAAAACUUUAGGUUGUCUUUAGCCAUAGCGAUGGUUUUAUUUGUCCAAGCUUUUAAUGUGAAAAAAAUAUUAAGUUUCAUUGAAAGCAGCUUGACAGACUGAAUUACAUGCGUUUUGUUGCUGCUGGCACACAAGAGGCAGCUGCGUAUCCUAACCUGU